Lathyrus oleraceus (garden pea) is the source of this 888-nucleotide messenger RNA. RefSeq lists its product as uncharacterized. The record is from RefSeq and is a predicted model, not a curated record. The coding region runs from base 1 to 888 and encodes 295 amino acids. Lineage: Eukaryota; Viridiplantae; Streptophyta; Magnoliopsida; Fabales; Fabaceae. The transcript has 3 exons.
AUGAGUAAGGAACCUUGUGAAUCCGAGCCUACAUUUUCUCUUGUAGAAAACAAUGAGAAUCCUGAAAACGAUGAUAAUGAUAAUCUAAUUGAAAUGCCACAAAAUAAUGAUGUAGAAAUUCCAAAAAGUGUACAUGUUGCUCUAGAAAUUCCAAAGUGGAGGGAAGUUGUACUUGAGGAGAUGAAAGCUCUUGAAAAGAACAAAACUUGGAGUGUUACGUCACUAGCAGAUGGCAAGAAGACAGUUGGAUGUAAAUGGGUGUUUACUGUGAAGUAUAAUUCAGAUGGGUCAAUUGAAAGAGACGAUAUAGUGGAAAUGGCAAUAGUAAAAGAGAAAUUGGAAGUAGACUUUGAUAUCAAGGACCUGGGAUUCAUGAGAUAUUUUCUAGGUAUGGAGGUUGCUCGGUCAAAAAAUGAUAUUGUGGUUUCACAGCAGAAAUACAUUAUAGACUUGUUGAAAGAAACAGGAAUGAGUGGAUGUCGUCCUGCAGACACCCUUAUGGAUCCUAAGGCUAAACUUUGGGGAGAAGGUAAUGUUUUUAUUGAUACUGGGAGAUAUCAAAGAUUGGUUGGGAAACUGAUUUAUUUGUCACACAUCCGACCUGAUAUUGCUUUCUCAGUUAGUGUAAUGAGUCAUUUUAUGCAUUCUCCUUUCGAGGAACAUCUUGAGGCAGUCUAUAGGAUACUGAGAUAUUUGAAGGGAAAUCCUGGAAAAGGAUUAUUUUUUAAAAAGACUAGUGAAAAAAAUGUGUCUAUCUUCACAAAUGCCGAUUGGGCAGGUUCAAUCACAGAUAGAAGAUCAACCUCUGGAUAUUGUACCUAUGCUUGGGGUAAUCUCGUGACAUGGAGAAGCAAGAAACAAGGAGUUGUAGCAAGGAGUAGUGCAUAG